Messenger RNA from Fonsecaea multimorphosa CBS 102226, 1188 nucleotides. RefSeq lists its product as uncharacterized. The record is from RefSeq and is a predicted model, not a curated record. NCBI's taxonomy places the organism in Eukaryota, Fungi, Ascomycota, Eurotiomycetes, Chaetothyriales, Herpotrichiellaceae. Bases 1 to 1188 code for a protein of 395 amino acids. The transcript has a single exon. Gene Ontology annotation, molecular function: FAD binding.
AUGACCCAGAAACCCGUCCUCAUUUCCGGCGCCGGCCUGGCCUCUCUCCUCCUCGCGCGCGCUCUUCUUCGCUCAAACAUUCCCUUCCAAGUCUUUGAGCGCGAUGCCUCGCUCACAUUCCGCGGCCAGGGAUACCGCCUGCGCCUGUCCUCCGAGGGCCUCGACGCGAUCGAAUCGGUGCUGGACCCUGCCGCGUUUCAGAGAUUCUACGACCGCUGCGGGAAGACGGCCGGAGCCGGGUUCGUGGGCUUCGACGCCAUCACCGGGGAAGUGGUCGAGGAGCACACGGCGGCCGAGAACUUGGGUUCGCGGGAGGGAAAAGUCGUAGGGAUCGCGCGGGGGGACAUGAGGAGGUUGUUUAUGGAAGGGUGCGAGGAUUUUGUGCACUUCAACAAGCACGUCAAGGGCUACGAGUUGACGGCCGACGGCGUAAAAGCCGUCUUCGCCGACGGGUCCAAAUCCGUCGAAGGCUCUCUGCUUGUUGGAGGCGAGGGGAUCAACUCGACGGUGGCCAAGCAGCUGUCCGGCGGGCGUCUCAAGGUGUACGAUCUCGGCGCCCGCGGCAUCCACGGCCAGGCACCGACCGCGGCGUUCAAGACUCUGGGCGAAGGCGUCUUCCGGAUCGCCGACACCGCGAACCCCCGUGGCCGCCUCUCCAUCAUCACCAACGUCCGACCCAACGACAUGGACGACCCGGACGUCGAAUUCGGGUGGACCAUGAUCGGCAUACCCGGUGUGAUCAAGGCGCCUAACGACGACUACACGAUCGUCGGCAAAGUCGCGGCCGACAUCGCCAAGUCGCUCACCAAGGACUGGAACCCGCGCUUCAAACCCCUCUUCGACCAGAUGAACGAGUCCGAAGCCGCAUUCUGGAAAAUCACAUGCUCGACCCCUAGCGGCGUUCCCGAAUGGCCCAACAACCCGCGCGUCACCGUUAUCGGGGAUGCGGCGCACUCGAUGACCCCCGCGGGCGGCAUCGGCGCCAACACGGCCGUGCGGGACUCAGCUUUGCUCGGUCGACUGCUGCGCGAGGCCGCCGCCGGCGGGCCUACCUGCAAUUGGGACGGCGUCACGGCGGCCUAUGAGAAGGAAAUGAGAGUCUAUGCCAGCGAGGCCGUGAGGUACAGCUACGGUACGUCGACAAAGGCGUUUCAGGUCCGUAUUGACGAAGAGUCGAAAACUAUAUAA